AGUAUCUGUAAUACUGCCACCUCUCCAGAUUCAAAGGAGGUCUGGAAACUUUACAUCAGGCUCAACUUGACGCUGUUAACUGGCUACGGAAGAAGGGCAAACGCUAGAAGAAGAAUCUGUAAUACCCAGGUGGCUCUCUGGGAUCGGACAGAGUUUGCAGAGGAGAAACAGAAAAAGCACAGAGGUGCUGAAGGAACACGGACACACAUGAUGUCAUCCAGGCCAGGAACCAGUCCUAGUGUGUAUGGAAACAUGCCUAAACCUUCCCAGACAAGCAAUUCUACAGCUUGGAGAUCUCAACCACCCCCAAGUUCCAUAAACAUGGGAUACCAAGCCCAGAGUGGUCUGUCUCCUCCCACCCUUUCUCCAGGAAUCUUUAUUAACAGUCAGCUGGGUCAAGGAAAUAUACAAGUAUUAAACCCAACUACAGCAACGCCAGCCACAACGUUUUAUGACUAUGCAAAGCCACUAGGGGCGAUCCAGAUCAUUAUCGGGCUGAUGCACAUUGCUUUUGGAAUUGUUCUGGGUUUAAUCUGCGUCAGCUAUGCAUCUGUUUACGGCUUUGCAUCUGUCGCCUUCCUUGGCGGGUAUCCGUUCUGGGGAGGCCUCUCUUUCAUUAUCGCUGGUGCUCUCUCUAUAGCUGCAACCAAGGACUUUUCCCCUUGUCUGCUAAAAGGCAGCCUGGCGAUGACUAUUUUGAGCGCCAUCUUCUCCUUCAUUGGAGUGAUUCUGUUCCUGGUGGACGAGAGCAUCAAUGGAGUUGUCAACCAAGACUACUGGGCGGUGCUUUCAGGAAAAGGAAUCUCAGCGGUGCUGAUCAUCUUCUGCCUCCUGGAGUUCUGCAUAGCUUGCACCACAGCCCGUUUCUCCAGUCAAGCAGUCGCCAACAGCAGUGCCCAGAGGCCUGUCGUAUUUGUUUCACCUGCAGUCAACACCUUGCCAACAGGGCCUUCCUACCCUCCUUCCACACAUAAUGAUUACCCAGCUCCUGCCAUGCGGUACUAGAAGAGAAGAGGUUAUCAGACGAUCUCAUGGAGACAGAAUGAGUCUGCAGAAGCUGGGCUCUCCCGCCCUUCCCUGAUGACUGCUAAUCUUUACAGGACAUGCCUGAGAUUUGGCUUUUGUUUGUCCACUGAUGAUAACUGUUAUUUAUCUCUCUGCCGCUGUGGCUUCCUUUAUGCCACUAUCACACAGAGAAAAGUGAAGGGCCAGGGGACUGAGAAUCAUUCUGCAGCUCUCUUCGCAAGUAGAUGAUUUGAAGACACUUCAAGAGUGGUGAAGUAGUGCUGAAGGUGUCUCUUAAAGAUUUUUCUUCUCUAACAUCUCUUUUCUCUCUUAAUUUCUCCUCUUUAUUCAAUAAAUAAGAAAAAAAUUCAGGCAAUUCCCCAUCAAUGUCACUUUU
Molecule: messenger RNA, 1402 nt
Organism: Erinaceus europaeus (western European hedgehog)
Lineage: Eukaryota; Metazoa; Chordata; Mammalia; Eulipotyphla; Erinaceidae
Product: membrane-spanning 4-domains subfamily A member 12
Exons: 7
Coding region: 208-1005 (265 amino acids)
Biological process (GO): cell surface receptor signaling pathway
Cellular component (GO): plasma membrane
Source: RefSeq, a predicted model, not a curated record